Sinocyclocheilus grahami is the source of this 1555-nucleotide messenger RNA. RefSeq names its product zona pellucida glycoprotein 3d tandem duplicate 2 (gene zp3d.2). Gene Ontology annotation, biological process: positive regulation of acrosome reaction; egg coat formation; binding of sperm to zona pellucida. NCBI's taxonomy places the organism in Eukaryota, Metazoa, Chordata, Actinopteri, Cypriniformes, Cyprinidae. The transcript is spliced from 8 exons. Bases 82 to 1521 code for a protein of 479 amino acids. Gene Ontology annotation, cellular component: extracellular matrix. The record is from RefSeq and is a predicted model, not a curated record. Gene Ontology annotation, molecular function: acrosin binding.
AAUUACGCAUUUCAGCUCUGUGAAAUAUGUCAAGGUUCCCAACACUGUUUGAGUAAAAUAGCGACUAUUGCCAUUUCUUUGAUGCAGUUUAGAGAUAUGAAGCUCUAUUUCCCAGUAAUAUUUACUUUACUGGUCUUGUCCUCCACAUAUGUGUACGCCGUACGCUCUGCGUCGAAGCACGCGAGCAAUUCGACCUCGGCACUGGACGGAACAUUUGAAAACGAUUUCGACGGAUCUGCUGUGAAGAGUCUCGGCUCGCCAUAUUUACAACUCCCCGUUUUCCAACAUUCAAGAAUCCCGCUUCUGGACAAAAAGCAGUUCUCUCCGAUGCAUGGAUCAGGCCGUGAACAACUGCCCGAGGAGACGAAAGAAGUCCUCGUCCCGCGCACCGCAGAAACGGUACCUGAGGCCUCCCGCCGCCGCGGCCGAUCACAAGGAGUAACCGUCGUUUGUCAAAUGAAGAAAAUGAUCGUUAAAGUUCACAAACACAUUUUAGGCAUCGACGGCCUUCAUUCAGAGUUAAAACUGGGAACAUGCGACAUCAGCAAGACUACAAAACACUAUCAUGUGUUUAUUUACGACAUGGACAAGUGUGAAAGUAAGAGAAAGUUAAUAGACAAUAGAGUAACAUAUUCCAACGUACUGCGCUACUCUCCAGUGACGGACCUGGGGCCAAUCCGCCGUGCCAUGCCUUUCUCAAUACCUGUUGAGUGUCACUUUAACAGAUAUCAUUACUCGUACAAAAUUGGUUACAUACCACAAGUCAGAUAUCAGAACUACUUCAAACCCCUGAGAACUGUGGACAGUGUUGUACUCACACCCCGUGAUGAGCUGUGGAGAAGGUUAUCGCCCACCGAAGAGUAUACCAUUGGUCACCCCAUGUACUUCCAAGCAGACGGACCCCCUCUUGCUGAAGACGAGAGGCUGUUUGUGGAUUCCUGUUAUGUGACUAUCAGCAGUUCUCAUUUGUCCAUGCCACAAUUUACAGUCAUUGAAAACCACGGGUGCAUGACUGAUAGCAAGAGCAGUACGUGGUCCAAAUUCAUCCAAAGUGGACAAAGAAAUGUUGUGCGGUUCUCCUUGGAUGCAUUUCUGUUUCAUGGGAUGUUGGGAGAGCAUCUUUACAUGCAUUGUGAAAUAGCCGUCGGAAGUUUUAAACCAACAUCAAGUGCAAAGUCCUGCACUUACAACCAGUCAACAAAACGAUGGGAAGAGUUAUUUGGUUCAAAUGAUGCAUGCCUCUGCUGCGACUCCACAUGUCUGUCUUCGGACCUGUCUGUGUCCAGUAAGGUCAUCACCAGUGAGCCCUGGAUCAUGGAGUCUGAUUUGGACAUUGUCAAGGAAGAGCAAACAUCUCCAUUCAUGACAGAAGGGGUGGGGAAAGGCUUUGUUGAAGUAAUAACCACACAGACAGCUGAGAUUGGACCUCGUCAUUUUGUGCCAGACCUGGGUGUGAUGGAGGAAGUUGAUAAAUUUGUGGAGCCACGCCGAAUAUUUGAGGAGGUAUUUGGAUUGGACUAAACAAAAAGGAUUAAAUAAAGACAUUUAUGAUUUC